Hyaloscypha bicolor E is the source of this 2903-nucleotide messenger RNA. RefSeq names its product endoribonuclease YSH1. The record is from RefSeq and is a predicted model, not a curated record. The transcript is spliced from 5 exons. Bases 188 to 2650 code for a protein of 820 amino acids. Gene Ontology annotation, biological process: mRNA 3'-end processing by stem-loop binding and cleavage. Gene Ontology annotation, molecular function: RNA binding; RNA endonuclease activity; 5'-3' exonuclease activity. Gene Ontology annotation, cellular component: mRNA cleavage and polyadenylation specificity factor complex. Lineage: Eukaryota; Fungi; Ascomycota; Leotiomycetes; Helotiales; Hyaloscyphaceae.
GCCUGCACGAAGUCCUCGUCAUUCAUCCAACGCUACAGUCUCCACUCUAAGACGAGAAAGGCCUCGAUUUGGAGUUCGCCUUUGUCACGAUGUUAUCCUGAUGAUUACGAACUAAUCUUGACUGGGCGAAGACAAAACGGACAUUCAAUCAAGGAAUCAAAGGAGAUUCCACUACGAGCUAGGCACGAUGGCUUCCAAACGCAAGGCAUCUGCAAUGGCGCCUGCAGUGGAAGAGCCAGUAGAUCCGGCCGAUGAGCUAUUAUUCCUGUGUCUUGGUGGCGGCAAUGAAGUCGGCAGGUCAUGUCACAUCCUUCAAUACAAGGGCAAGACUGUGAUGCUGGAUGCAGGACAGCAUGCUGGAUACGAAGGCCUCGCUUCACUUCCAUUCUACGAUGACUUCGACCUAAGUACUGUGGACCUCCUCCUGAUCAGCCAUUUCCACGUCGACCACGCAGCUUCACUGCCCUACGUCCUGGCAAAGACCAAUUUCAAAGGUCGAGUUUUCAUGACGCAUCCUACCAAGGCCAUUUACAAAUGGCUUAUCCAGGACAGCGUUCGAGUUGGUGGCGCAUCUUCUACCUCCCAACCAGUGUAUACCGAGGCUGAUCAUUUGUCAACUUUUCCAAUGAUUGAGGCCAUCGAUUACCACACCACCCAUACAAUUUCUUCCAUCCGAAUCACGCCUUACCCAGCAGGUCACGUUCUUGGAGCUGCUAUGUUUCUCAUUGAGAUUGCGGGCCUCAAGAUCUUCUUCACUGGAGACUACUCUCGAGAGGAUGAUCGACAUCUCGUCUCUGCUGAAGUGCCAAAAGGCAUCAAGAUAGACGUCCUAAUCACAGAAUCUACGUAUGGUAUAGCCUCACACGUUCCCAGAUUAGAGCGAGAGCAAGCACUCAUGAAAUCUAUUACCGGUAUCUUGAACAGAGGAGGCCGUGUCCUGAUGCCUGUCUUUGCCUUGGGACGGGCACAAGAACUUCUUCUGAUCCUGGACGAGUAUUGGGGUCGCCACCCCGAGUUUCAAAAGAUCCCCAUCUACUAUGCUAGCAAUCUAGCCCGAAAGUGCAUGCUUGUCUAUCAGACCUACGUCGGAGCUAUGAACGAUAAUAUCAAGAAACUCUUCAAAGAGCGAAUGGCUGAAGCAGAGGCUUCGUCUGACACGGCAGGCAGAGGCGGUCCCUGGGACUUCAAGUAUAUCCGGUCGUUGAAGAAUCUCGAUCGAUUCGAUGAUGUUGGGGGUUGUGUUAUGCUUGCAAGCCCAGGUAUGCUGCAAAAUGGUGUCAGCAGAGAGUUGCUUGAGAGAUGGGCCCCCAGUGACAAGAAUGGAGUCAUCAUCACUGGUUACAGUGUUGAGGGAACAAUGGCGAAACAAAUCAUGCAGGAACCAGACCAGAUCCCGGCCAUCAUGUCACGAACAAGCGGUGGAGCAAGACGGGGACCCGGUGCUGCAGAUGGAGAGAAGGUCAUGGUUCCACGAAGGUGUAGUAUCCAGGAAUUUUCAUUCGCAGCACAUGUUGAUGGUGUUGAGAAUAGAGAGUUCAUUGAGGAAGUUGGCGCUCCAGUGGUGAUCCUGGUUCACGGAGAGCAACAUAAUAUGAUGCGGCUGAAGUCCAAGCUUCUCUCUCUUAACGCUGAUAAGACAACGAAAGUAAAAGUGUACAGUCCACGAAACUGUGAGGAACUUCGGAUACCAUUCAAAGCCGACAAGACAGCAAAGGUUGUCGGCAAGCUUGCUUCCAUACCUCCCCCGAGCUCCGAGGGGAACCAGUCACAAUUUGUCACCGGAGUUCUUGUGCAGAAUGACUUCAAGAUGUCAUUGAUGGCCCCCGAAGACUUGAGAGAAUAUGCCGGCUUGACUACUACAACUAUCACCUGCAAGCAGAGGAUGACACUCAGUGCUGCUGGCAUUGAUCUGAUCAAGUGGGCCUUGGAAGGUACAUUUGGAAGUAUUGAAGAAUUGCCAGAGAGCAAAGGGAAGAAAAUGAACGGUGAUACUCAUAUGAAUGGGUCAUUUGAAGAAGCGGACGAAGAAAUUUCGAAGCAUACUUCAGCUUACUUGGUCAUGGGCUGCGUUACAGUUCGUCACAGUAAAAGCGGAAAGGUCGAGUUGGAAUGGGAGGGUAAUGUACUCAAUGACGGUAUUGCUGAUGCAGUCAUGGCUGUUCUGUUCUCCGUUGAAAGCAGCCCUGCCGCCGUGAAGCAAUCCGCAAGCAAACAUUCCCACUCCCAUGAACUUCCGGAACGAAAUCCUCAUGCAAAUAUUUCACCGGACGAAAGAUUGAAUCGACUAUUCAUGUUCCUGGAAGCACAGUUUGGAGCGGAAAACCUUAGUCCUAUCAAAGUCCCGAGGAUUAGUGCUCAGAAGACACUCACUGGAUCGUCACCGACGAUUAAGGAUGAGGGCAAUGAGGAUGGAGCUUCUGGGGACUCGGAAGACGAGGAGAGAGAACUCGACACACUCCGAGAGCGAGAAAUUGAGAGGCUGCUCAAGAUGGGCAUCCCUGUCCCUGGUGUAGAGAUCAGGGUCGAUAACAACGUUGCUAAGGUCUGGCUUGAGGAUCUGGAGAUCGAGUGUUCGUAUCGAAUGCUUGCGGAGAGAGUUCGCGUGGUGCUUGAAAGAGCAGUCGAGGUUACGGCUCCUUUGUGGGCAUGAUGAACUUGUUGAGCGAGGCCUGAAAUGGGUCUUUCGGUUCAGCUGGAGUGAAGCUCCUAAGUCCCCGCUGCAGGAGGGAAUGAUUGCAUUUGGUACUUAGAAUGCGCCUUGUCAUCUUGCCAGGCGUCACAAAUGAACAGAUAGAUGCUUCUCUGGCGGUUUGACUUAGUUAAUUGACUCGUGCCCCACAUGUUUGACCACUCUCGUGAGCUGAACUGUGGAACUGUAUUGAGAUUUGAGUUUAUGCGUUGGC